This is a messenger RNA of Zymoseptoria tritici IPO323, 3540 nucleotides long. RefSeq lists its product as uncharacterized. NCBI's taxonomy places the organism in Eukaryota, Fungi, Ascomycota, Dothideomycetes, Mycosphaerellales, Mycosphaerellaceae. The record is from RefSeq and is a predicted model, not a curated record. Gene Ontology annotation, molecular function: chromatin binding; RNA polymerase II general transcription initiation factor activity; transcription cis-regulatory region binding. Gene Ontology annotation, cellular component: transcription factor TFIID complex. Gene Ontology annotation, biological process: transcription initiation at RNA polymerase II promoter. The transcript has 2 exons. The annotation marks the transcript as partial.
AUGUCGCUUGGUGGUGAAGACGGGGCAGAUGCGCCAGGCGUUGCGCGCCGCGAGUAUGAAGUACUUAAGCAGCGCGUGGACCUCGACUUGGACUUUCCCAACCGCAGCCUGAAAGGAAGCACGGAAAUCACACUGCAGCCUCUGGUUCGGGACUUGCGCACCAUUCGACUUCACUGUCGACAAUGUCGCCCUUCAUCCGUCCAGAUUGGCGGGAUCGCAUCAAAGUUUGAGCAUAACGAUCCGUACCGAAGGAGCACGCGAUUGGAAAGAGCAACGGUGAACCAGCAUGGGAUGCUCAAAGGGAGGAUGGAAGGUUCUUUGAAGCCUGCGCCAGAGCCGACAUUGGACAUCCAACUGCCGCCCAAGUUGAAGAUUCAAGAGCUUCAUGUCGACCCAGCGACUUCCCUACCACUGUACAAUGGCACACCGAGUCUUCAGAGGCCAGAGUCAGAUGCGAUGGCACUUGUGGAGACUCCGAUCGUGCAGAGCACACCUUCGCUGGUUCCUCAAUUCGCGCCUAUCAAGAUCACCAUCGAAUUUGAGGUUCCGAGCUUCCGAGAUGGCAUUCACUGGGUGGGCUGCAUGGACAACGAUAAGAGAUAUCCAUACAUGUACACGAAGCUGGAACCGUUGGCUGGCAACACGUCUUGCAUAUUUCCUUGCAUUGACGAUGCGACUUCUCGCUGCACGUGGGACAUUGCGAUUCGAUGCCCGCGCACGUUGGGAGACGCUUUCCGGACACCAAAGGAUGAGACGGUCAAUGCGGAACCUGCCCCGAAUGGUGAUGUUGAGAUGGACGAUGCAGCACUGGAGCUCACAGUGCUCUGCGUUGGCGAGAUGUCAGACGAUGUCGCGGACACCGAGGAUGAGACGAGACAUACCGUCACAUUCUCCUUGAACGAUGCGGUCACUGCGCGGCAUGUUGGCCUCGCCGUCGGUCCUUUCGAGCACGUUGAUUUGACAUCGUUUCGUGCCACUGAAGACGAGACGCGACUGGGCCAGACUGCGGUCAAGAUCGACGGCUAUUGCCUACCAGGCCGAUCGGAGGAGGUGGAGAACACCUGUUUCCCGAUUCACCUGGCUGCGGACCACAUGAGCGUCAACUAUGGAAGGUUUCCGUUCGCCAGCUACCAAUUCCUCUUUGUGGACGACCUCAUUCACGACACUACAGCCGCGGCAGGUCUGACUAUCUGUAGCAACAAUCUGCUAUUCAAGCAGGACAUCAUCGAGCCUCUGGAUAGAAAUACCCGCAUUCUUGUUCGUGCAGUGGCAGAGCAGUGGAGUGGAGUGAACAUCGUGCCGAAGGAGCCUACAGACGCUUGGGUGAUUGCAGGAAUCGCCGGCUACAUGACCGACGUUUUCAUGAAGAAGUUGGCUGGCAAUAAUCAAUAUCGCUGGGAGCAGAAGAUCGCUUCCGAAAAGGUUUACGAUCUUGACGUUGAUCGUCCUUCAAUACAGCAGCUCGGAUCGCUGUUGCAUCUCGACGCGUCCAUUCCUGAGUUUCUGAACCUCAAGUCUGCCCUGGUGCUUGGCAUCCUCGAUCGCCGGCUCAUCAAGUCUAGUGGAUCUACCGGCGUUACCAGGAUCAUCAACAAGAUAUUCCUCAAUGCUAAGACCGGCAGUCUUGUCAAUGGCGAGCUAUCGACCCAGGACUUCCAACGGACAUGCGAACGUCUCGGCCACAACAAGCUUGAAUCGUUCUUCCGGCAGUGGGUCGGGGGAGCUGGAUGUCCAAUCUUCUACGUCACGCAGCGCUUUAACAAGAAGAAGCUUGUCGUCGAGAUGACAAUUGUGCAAAGGCAGCUUGAGCGAAAGACCAAGCCGCCGUUCGAGCCUUCGAAUUUCAUGCGCGAAAUCAAGGAGCAUGUGAACGAGGUCUACAUGGCAGGAACGCAGAAUGUCUUCACCGGACCAAUGACGAUUCGUAUCCACGAAGCGGAUGGCACACCCUACGAGCACAUUGUGGAAAUCAAGGAGCCCAUCACCAAGCUCGAGAUCCCAUACAACACUAAGUACAAGCGAUUGAAGAGGUCACGACGUCAGAAGGAGCGCGCCGCAGCAGAGGGCAACCCCGCUGGAGAGGGCGAGGAAGCUUUGCUGUACUGCUUGGGCGACAUCCUCGACACUCCGGAGGACAUCCAAGAAUGGGAGCUACGGGACUGGACCGCCGAAGAUGAAGACAAGAUGGGCCAAGAAAGCUACGAGUGGAUUCGGAUGGACGCCGACUUUGAAUGGAUCGGCAAGAUCCAUCUGGUCCUGCCACUUUACAUGUACGUCUCGCAGUUGCAGCAGGAUAGAGACUUGGUGGCGCAACACGAGUCGAUGCGAUAUAUCCUCGGAUCGAACCCUCAUCACACCUCGCUCUCGAUCCUCCUACGGACCCUCAUGGAUCAUCGCUAUUUCUACGGCAUUCGGGUCAUGGCAGCGGAAGGCCUGGCUGUUCUUGCAAAGGACGACUUCACCCGCAUUGGUCAAAAACAUCUCACCAAGGCCUUUGAGCAUCUCUUCUGUGACGAGGACUCUGUCAUGCCGCGUCCGAACGACUUCUCCAAUCGAGUGACAUUUAUCAUGCAGUGUGCCAUUCCGCAAGCAAUGGCCAGGCUACGGGACGCGGACGGCAAAGUUCCAAGAGCUGUGCAGCAGUUCUUCGUGGACAAGCUAAAGUUUAAUGACAACUCGGACAAUGAGUUCUCAGACUGCCACUAUGUCUCCACCUUGAUGACAUGCUUGACGGAUUCGCUUGUGGCUUCCCAUCGAGAGGUGAAGCCUGUCUAUCAAUUUGACUUUGGAGAGGAUGAGCCGCUGGAGCCCGAGAAUCCGGAUGCCGAGUUUGAAGCAUUGGCUGUCGGCGUCAUCGAACGAUACCGUCGCAUCGACGAAUGGGUAUUGACCUAUCAGAAUGUCUAUUCCACCACUGCCAUCGAGUGCCUGCAGAAAUUGACAAAUGCUGGCAUCGUCAAGGACAAGUCGAAAGAGCUGCUGCAAUACACACGACCUAGCACCGCACCGAAUGUGCGCCUGCAGGCUUUCCGCUGCUUGAUAGAGAUGGGUGUGGGCCGAAAGAUGUCCAUGAUCAGACACAUUCUUCAUAAUAUUGUCAAUGACCACUCGCCUCACUUCCGCGAUCGGCUGAUGAGGCACUUUGGCGAGGCACUGGGACACAUCGCGCUGGACGACGACGCCGACGCUGCAAAAGAACCACCGCCGCCCGUGGACGGUUUGGUUCUAGAGCAGGAAGCGGGCGAUGCCAACGAACUCCGUCGGAUCGAGGCCACUCGGCGGACCGGCCCUGAAGGCGCCAUUGAGAAACUGAAAGCGGUUCUGCUCCACGAUGAGACCUUCAAGAAAGCUCUCUGGUAUGCUGCAACGUCCCCCGACAUCUCGAUUGAUGAAGUUGCCGGCUUCUGCGAUGUCGCUGCAUUGAUAUACGAGGCUGUCACAUCGCACACUGUUAUUGCGAAGCUACCUCGACCGUAUCGGGCAGUCCACGAGGGCAAAGGCAAGUUGCGCUUCUCUCAACAUGGGUCUGUGUUCCGCACC